UUUUUUGGUAUAAAAAUAGGUGCCGUCCGGUUGUCCGCACAUAUGGACCGAAACACAUACUUUUGCGGCGAAAUAAUAAACAUCAACUUUCAUAUGAGUAACCGUUCCUCAAAAAUAAUACGCUUUUUGCCGCAAAUGGUUAGGCGGACAGCCUUUAAGAAAAAAUACAUAUAUCUGGAGAGCCAGGAACUGAUUGCCAGUAAUUAUGCCGAUCCCUGUCUAGAGAACAGUUCCCAAUCGGACAUCGUAUGCAUUCCCAUACCCUUUGACUGUCUGCCCACAAUCGACUGUCCACUCAUUGAGAUCAAAUACAGCAUCAACUUAUUUGUCGAUAUCUCCGACUCGACCGAACACUUCGAUGAGAUUCCUAUUUAUAUUAAAUAGGACCAUCGGAAUCUUUUGGCCGUCAUUCAACAGUCGGUACGGUAUCUCUUGUCUCAAACAUGUG
Messenger RNA from Oppiella nova, 448 nucleotides. NCBI's taxonomy places the organism in Eukaryota, Metazoa, Arthropoda, Arachnida, Sarcoptiformes, Oppiidae. The record is from the annotation of a GenBank genome assembly.